Molecule: messenger RNA, 1230 nt
Organism: Chenopodium quinoa (quinoa)
Lineage: Eukaryota; Viridiplantae; Streptophyta; Magnoliopsida; Caryophyllales; Amaranthaceae
Exons: 1
Coding region: 1-1230 (409 amino acids)
Source: RefSeq, a predicted model, not a curated record
AUGGAGACUUUUGCUACCUCCCAACACCAACAACAAGAGCUUAUAUCAAAGCAAUUUGAGUUACAAGCAAAGCAGAAUGAAUAUUUUGAAAACUCGAUCCAACUGCUCGUUGCUCAAAAUAAGAGGAUAGAAACUCAUCUUUCUCAAUUAUCACAACAAGUGAGUCAUCUAUCAACUCUUCAAGAUCAAUCAAAAGUCCAAACGAAACAAUGCAAUGCAAUUUUCGUGAAGAGAGAUGGAUUGACUACGGGGGGAUUAGAGGAGAAAGUGUGCAAUCUGGAGUCAAAAACUGAAAUGCGUGAAAAUGAAGGUCCCAAAUAUGUUGCUCCACAAGCCUACGAGAAACUGAUGCCUAACCCGCAAAGGUUAUCAAAAGUUGUGCUCGAUAAGCAUUUUGGGAAGUAUUCUGAGACUCUUAAGAAGGUAUAUGCUACCAUUCCUUUUUCCGAUCUUGUAAUUCAAAUGCCUCAAUUUGCAAAUUUUGUGAAAGGAAUCCUAGAUCAUGAUCAUAAUGAUAAGAAAUUAGAAAGUUUGGUAGUAAAGGAGAAAUGUCUUGAUCUUUUACAUGAUAGCUUACCACCUAAAUUGCAUGAUCCUGGUAGUUUUACUAUCCCUUGUAUGAUAAACGAAACAUAUUUUGAUAGGGUCUUGUGUGAUUUAGGUGCUAGUGUUAAUUUAAUGUCUUCUUCGUUGUAUGAAAAAUUAGGUUUGAAAAAACUUAAACCCUCUCCCAUAUCCCUUCAAAUGGCUGAUAGAACUGUUAGACUCCCUAAGGGUGUAGUUGAAGAUGUAUUAGUUGGGAUUGGUGAACUUGUAUUUCCAGGUGACUUUGUUGUAGUGGAUAUGAAAGAAGACCAUAAGAUCCCAUUAAUCUUUGGUCGUCCUUUUCUUGCUACAAGUCAAGAUUUAAUAGAUGUUCCUAAAGGACAAGUGACCAUUAGAGCUCAGGAUAAACAAGUUGUGUUUAAGCUUUUCAAUGACCAUAAUUUUACUUUUGAUGGUGGUACUUGUUUGAGAAUUGAUGCUAAUAACCCUUUGGUUAAUAAGUGUGUUUCCAAUAGAAAUCAUGUGCGCAAAAAGGACAAUAUUUCACCACAUGACGGGUUUAGCUACAUCAAAAUAAGCUCGGAUACAAAGCACAUCAACUCUAAUUUGAAGGAGUCAUUUGGAGGUGGAUAUAUUGAUGAGAAAUACCACAGAGUAUCUACUUCGUGUGGUGACCCAGGUUGA